Molecule: messenger RNA, 260 nt
Organism: Empidonax traillii (willow flycatcher)
Lineage: Eukaryota; Metazoa; Chordata; Aves; Passeriformes; Tyrannidae
Product: keratin, type II cytoskeletal cochleal-like
Exons: 2
Biological process (GO): keratinization; intermediate filament organization
Cellular component (GO): keratin filament
Molecular function (GO): structural constituent of skin epidermis
Source: RefSeq, a predicted model, not a curated record
UGGGGGCUCCUGCAGGAGCAGAAGAGCCCCCGCAGCAACAUCGGCCCCCUCUUCGAGUCCUACAUCGGGAACCUGCGGCGCCAGCUGGACGGGCUGCUGGGGGACAAGGGGCGGCUCGAGGGGGAGCUCAAGAACAUGCAGGACCUGGUGGAGGACUUCAAGAACAAGUACGAGGAUGAGAUCAACAAGCGGGCGGCGGCCGAGAACGAGUUCGUGGUGCUCAAGAAGGUGGGCCAGGGGAUUUUUUUGGGAUGCUUUGG